Cyclocybe aegerita is the source of this 1650-nucleotide messenger RNA. Lineage: Eukaryota; Fungi; Basidiomycota; Agaricomycetes; Agaricales; Hemipholiotaceae. The record is from the annotation of a GenBank genome assembly.
AUGGCUGCAGAACUACCUGGUGAAAUAUGGACUCGAAUAUUCGACCUCGCGGCCGACGAAGACCUAUUAUUUCAGCCAGGAAUACCUACCUCGAUGGCCGAAUCUGCAUGGUAUAAAGAUUUCAUUGUGGAUCAAUGGAGGCUGAGAUCUCCUCAGGAAGCAAUGAAUCUGCUUCAAAGGCGAAGUUACGACACGAAACGGGCAAUCAUUUCGACCUGCAGGCAAUGGCGGAAGUGGGGAUCUGAAUUCCUCUUCCGAUGUCUUUAUUUCAGCAAGCCGGCCAAAUUCAUUUUGUUGUGCGCCAUUCUCGACGCCUCGUCGGCCACGACAACGACGGUGACAUCCUCUCAAGGAUGGUGGUCGCGCAGACUCCAUAUCUCGCGAGACUAUCAUCGUUUUACGGGCCAGACCACCAUGGAAGACGUGGAACAAUCCCUUGUAUCUAUUAUUCGCCACUGCCCUAACCUCGAGAUGUUCGUCGUCGAGAGGCCCCUCGGAGCAGCAUUCGGUCCUAUCGUCGACGCCCUCUCGAGGCAUUCACACCGACAUCUCCACACUGUUCGUUGGAACAUUCCGGGAGAGUCGUUGGCGAAAGUCAUCUGGGCUCUUAAUGCCCUUCCCCGCCUUAUGGCUGCCCAAAUUGAUAUCGAGACUCCAGUACCAAUCGCGCAAGAGAUUGCGUACCUUGGAUCGGCCAACGAAAUGCGUCUCAAGCUGCCGCGCCUCCAGCAACUCUCGCUAUGUGGAUAUGCCGAAGAGUUCCUCGAGCAGGCAGUGGGCUGGGAGAUCCCCGCCUUACAAAGCUUUUCAAUUGACUCUGGAACCAGCAGCCACGACACCCCAGACAUUAUCGAAUUCCUCAAACAACAUGGCGCGAACCUUACGCUACUCGACUUGCACCUUAGCCCGACCGUUGACCUUCCAGUCGUCCUCGACCUCUGUCCCAACCUCUCCGCACUCACGUUCAACUCCGACUGGCCUUUUCCCGCUCGAGAUGACGGCUCCAGCGAGCUGGUGAAUCACCCACAUUGGAACAUAGCUACGAUUGGAUUACACGGAUUGUCGUAUGCCUUCGGAGUAGGCUACAACGCCGUCCGUGCCUCUUCACAGCCCAUGAGUGCACGCCUAUUCACUCGGGCUAACGACCUCAACUUUGCUGCUCUGAACAGACGGAAUUUUCCCAAGCUUCAACGAGUACGCGUUCUGAGCCGAACGGUCCUCAACGACCUCAAUGAUGAGAAUGGGCCACAAGGCGAAGGAUACCAACGCUGGAGCAAGUGGUGGAAAGCCUGCGUCAGCGCUGGUAUCAGCUUGGAGGACUGCACGGGCCAGAGCCUCGGAGUACUUCCCCAAGACGAAAGCGUUGACGUCGAGGACGAUGAAGAAGAGGACAUUGAUGAUGAAGGCGAAGAGGAGGAAGAGGAGGAAGAGGAGGAUAGUGACGGAACAUGGGGUACCGACGAGUCGGACGAAGAGGAAGAAGAAUCUGAAGAGGAGUGGGAAUCAGAGCCUCCCUUGCCGGAGCCUAAUGCCCGCGUCAUGGAGCUCUCGCGCCUGCUGGAGGAAGUGCGAGCGAUGAAUGCCACUCGAGAUGAAGCAUUAAUUAGAAGGAUAAGGAUACCCAGACCUCCAUCGCCUGUAGAUCAGUAG